CAAAAACUAGUAGCAUAUCUCUCUCUCUCUCUCUCUCAUUUAUAAUAUGUUCCUUUCAAGGGACAUUGUGUACUUUUAUUCUCGUUAUUGUUGUUGUUCCAACUAAAGAACAAGAUGCAUCAUUUUAAUUUUUCUCCAAUAUAGUUUUAAGUCUUUUUUUUUUUGAAUAGUUAUAUUUAUAGUUGUAUUAAUUUGUGGUGUUAUAUGGAUCUUGGUGUGGUGGGUUCAGAAGCUGGGUUUGUUCCAUUUGGAUCUGGGUUCGUUAAGCAUCAAAGAUCUGAAGAGGAGGUGAGUAAUAAUGAUCAUAAUAAUAGAAGAGGGGCAAAACUGUCAAAGGUUAAUAUUACUAGUGGUGAUGAUGAUGAUGUCAUCACAACAACAACAUCAAAGGGAAUGUUGUUUUUUCAGAAUCAUCAGAGGAACAACAACAACAAUAGCUCUUGUUGUAAUGUGUUGUUGAGAUCUAAUAAUAAUAAUAAUAAUAAUAAUAAUAAUAAUAAUAAUAAUAAUAAUAAUAAUGGAAAUGACAAUGUUGCCAUUGCUCUCUUCAAACAAGAAGGAGAAGAGAAGAUGCUGAGUUUCUCAACAACACCAACACCAAAGUCAGAGACUUUGAUUGUGGAAAAGGCUUCUUCAAAUGCUACAUUGCACACUUCUUAUCACCCUUUCUCUAGUUACAACAUAAAUAAUAAUGCAGGUUACAAUAACAGUAAUUGGGGAAUGAUGAUGAUGGGAAAUAGUAGUAGUAAUAAUAAUGUGGGAAGAGUGGUAGGAGCUGCAUUAUUCACUCCCUCACAGUGGAUGGAGCUGGAGCACCAAGCACUCAUUUACAAGUAUAUCACUGCAAAUGUUCCUGUUCCUUCUCAUCUUAUUCCAAUCACUAAAGCCCUUCAUUCCACUUCUCCAUUCUCUAACUUUCCUAAUCCACUUCUUAGACCCAAUCCUUUGGGAUGGGGAGGUUUCCAUCUGGGAUUCUCGAGCAGCACCGAUCCGGAGCCAGGUCGGUGCAGGAGAACCGAUGGGAAGAAAUGGCGGUGCUCGAGGGACGCAGUUGUGGACCAGAAGUACUGCGAGCGUCACAUGAACCGAGGCCGCCAUCGUUCAAGAAAGCCUGUGGAAGGCCAAUCAGGCCAUGCUGCUGCCAUCACCACCACCACCACCACCACAACCACCACUUCUAACUCAAAGCUAUUGUUGCCUAACAGCAACAAUUCAAGUUCUUCAUUCUCCAUUGUGGGGAACACUGCUUCCAACAACAAUAGCAACACUAUUUCAUUUGGAAACUGCCAUGAACACAAGAAUGUUAUUCAGCAGCAGCAGCCUGUUGCAUCUGAUGCUUCUGCUGCUAAUAAUAUCAGCAGGAUGUUUAUGAAGAAAGAGAACAAUAAUGCAAAUGAGAGUUGUUCACUACUUCCAAUGCUACCACCAAAGGAAAACUGAUGACAAGUCAUCUUAGCCUAGUUUUACUAGUCUUUUUCUUUUGUUUUCAAUUGAUUUUAUGCACUUUCUUGAGCCAUAAGUAAGCCAAUUGGGUAGAAUUUCAUGUUUCCUUUGAUUCAAUCAACCAUGGAUGAAUUAAUGCAAUUUCAUGAGAUUUUGUGCUAUAAUUGUCAUAAAUUAUGAAAGAGAGACAAUCUCAUGAUUUUGAGCAUAGCUUUGAUGUUUUUGGUUGAUUGAUGAUAGGUGAAAAGAGCUUUGAAGAAGGUUGAAGAAAGAAGGAAUGGCAAGGAGUGAGAGAGAACAAAAAGCUUGCUCCAACGUUUGCCCUCAAGCUUUUAGGCAAACGUUGGCGCCACAACAAACACCUAGGGGAGCAAAAGCUUGCGCCAACGUUUGCCCUCAAGCUUUUAGGCAAACGUUGGCGCCACAACAAACACCCAGGGGAGCAAAAGCUUGCGCCAACGUUUGCCCUCAAGCUUUUAGGCAAACUUUGGCCAAGAAGCAUUCAAGGGGGAUCCACGUUUGGCUCAAAGUUUGACCUCAAACUUUAGCUCAAACGUGGAUGACAGCACAGGAGGCUAGCUGAUAUGAAAAGUUUGAGCCAAAGUUUGCCCUCAAGCUUUGACUCAAGCUUUAAUGAUUCAUGGCCCGGUUCACAAGUGGGUUUCUCUCCAACUCCAAGAGCAAUCAACAGAGGCUUUUGUCAACCCAAUUCCAUCAAGAGUAAAGGCCCAAUUCAAGGCUUGAAGAUCAUUUGAAGAGAGUGUAUAAAUAGCUUAGAAUUUAAGUUUUUCGGAGAGCUUUCUUUUAGAAUUUUUCUUUUAGUAUUGCUGGGAGUUUUGGAAAGCUUUUGGGUUUUGAGUUGUUUGGAGAUUCUGAGUCCUGGGAAGAAGAAUUGAAUUCUCUUCCUCUUAGUUUUCUUGUUUUCAAUUUCAUCUACACUUGUCUUGAGUCUUGGGUGUUGAAGAAUUGAGGAAAUUCUGUCUCAAUCUCACCUUGAGAUCUCUCUGUUUUGAUCAACUUUUGGAAAUUGAACUUUAAAUUUACUUUUCUUCUA
Molecule: messenger RNA, 2497 nt
Organism: Arachis duranensis
Lineage: Eukaryota; Viridiplantae; Streptophyta; Magnoliopsida; Fabales; Fabaceae
Product: growth-regulating factor 1
Exons: 4
Coding region: 205-1440 (411 amino acids)
Biological process (GO): developmental process; DNA-templated transcription; regulation of DNA-templated transcription
Cellular component (GO): nucleus
Molecular function (GO): ATP binding
Source: RefSeq, a predicted model, not a curated record